CCCAUGUGCUACACAUCUGAACCACCCACCCCGGAAUACCUUUUCAGAGAACAGACUGUGCAGAUCUUCUCCAUCAGGGUCAGGACCCCAACAGAUGGUCUCAAGUGGCCGCUGCAUGUCCAUGGCUAUGUCGCCACCAGAGACUCAAUGGAUCAUAAUCGCAACUAUCUCUUCAGGCGCACAGGGAUAACUGCCAAACCUUUACCCAGAAGGAUCCAUUCUUGCUGCUAACGGGCCCAUCCCGUGCGGUAGUGUACCUUGGUCCGAUCACAUUUGAAGUCCAGCUAAAAGUAAAGGGCGAAGGAGAGUCCGAAGAUGAGAUGCUGGCUUUUGGUGUCUUCUACUAUGGUGAUGGGAAUGCUUGUGCACGCAAGCUCUCUAUGUCUGUCCCCUACAAGCGGUGCACACUCGAGUAUGAAGUGGCGCUUCGGCCACGCUCGGUCGAGGCCACCAUCAGUAUCAAGGUCAUUGAUGGGUCAUGGCCAGAGAACCACCAUGGACAAGUCGUUGCCCUCACCUCCGGUGUGGAUGGGAAGGUCAUCCUGCUAGACGGAGAACUGCCCGUCGGUCCGGACGGCGCGAUCGAGCUCUCAAGGCGAGUUGUUUCUGUGGAUUUAAGAGAGAAACUGAUAGUUGCUGUGGAUGCUUCCCUGUCCGGUUUUCCCGCGCAAGCCACCGCCGAAUUCAUGCCGGAGAACUCUGGCAUGAGCGGCCGCAUUUGCGACCUCGGUUCCUGCAAGAUUCAAGUCACCGUUGCUUGGUCCCUCUUUGUUAUUGUUUUGUGAACAGACUCUGUUGGGUGGUGCUUGGUGGUUGCUCGACCGCUUUUGAAACACUAGAUCGUGUUGUGUAGUGUUUGGUGGUUGCUCAACCGCUGUUGAAACACUAGAUUGCGUGGGUAGUGUUUGGUGGUUGCUCGACCGCUGUUGAAACACUAGAUUGUGUGGGUAGUGUUUGGUGGUUGCUCGACCACUGUCGAAGUGUUUCGAAGCUGUCCAGCUCUGUCUGUUUAGCCGUUUUCAGUGGUAGUGUCCCUAAAGCUGUUGAACUGUUCCUGUAUU
Messenger RNA from Triticum aestivum (bread wheat), 1061 nucleotides. RefSeq lists its product as uncharacterized. The coding region runs from base 321 to 785 and encodes 154 amino acids. The transcript has 2 exons. NCBI's taxonomy places the organism in Eukaryota, Viridiplantae, Streptophyta, Magnoliopsida, Poales, Poaceae. The record is from RefSeq and is a predicted model, not a curated record.